AUGAUUAUCGACACCUUUGGAUUCACAAUAUACCUCAUAUCAAGCCUAUUUUUUGCAGUACUAAUACUAAAUAUACUUUUAUAUGAUUUAAUAGUACCAAUACUUACAACGUUGUUUGGGAAUACAACCUCAAAUUUCAAAGAAGGCAUAUUUUCAUUUUUCUGUUCGUUAUGUGAUACUUCUAAAAAAUCAAAUUCCACUCCUAUUUUGGUUUUGUUUUUUACAUUCUGGAAAAAUGCUCUUAAAAUACUCAUACCGAAGUUCUUAGCGAGCUGCUUUACGUUUCAAUCUGUGUUGAAUGAGGGGAAUAUUACAUCUUACGCCGAUGAACAAAAUAAUACUGGAGAUUUGACUAAAAUUUUGGAUGAUUUUGUAUUUAUUCCACAAAAAUAUUGGAUUUUAAUACUCUCAAGUUGUUUAAUUAUGACAAUGUUUUAUAUCUAUUUAGUGCUACCAAUACUUAAUUUCCAAACAUUUAGGCCCACAAAAAUUAACAAGAGUAAUAAUGUGAAUACCGAAACCGAUGAUAAAUGUGAUGAUUUGUUACUGGAUAAUGUUCAUAAUUUUGUAGAUGAAUAUAGUUGUUUAUUGAACAAUAAGGAAUCCCUAGAUAAAGAAAAAAUCGGGGUCGUUGACGUACCAAUACAUAGGGUUUGUGAAAAAUUAUAUCUAUCCCAUAAUACUAAUAAUAAUAUUAUUAAUAGCCAUAUUGAAUGUUAA
Molecule: messenger RNA, 720 nt
Organism: Saccharomycodes ludwigii
Lineage: Eukaryota; Fungi; Ascomycota; Saccharomycetes; Saccharomycodales; Saccharomycodaceae
Gene: GPI19
Product: phosphatidylinositol N-acetylglucosaminyltransferase GPI19
Exons: 1
Coding region: 1-720 (239 amino acids)
Source: RefSeq, a predicted model, not a curated record